AUUGCCAUCCCCAAAGUUUAAGGAUUCGUCCCACUCAAAAAAGCCAUGCCAUUUUUAAAUAAACUUCACUUUCACUCUUAAUUCAUUUACCCGUUGAAUGAAUACUGCAAAAAAUUUGUCUUUGCAUUCAUUCUCAGCAAUUAUCGACUAUUUAUCUUGCGGUGUGUCUAACCGCAUUCGAUUAUCAGAACAUUGCAGAAAGCUAUGCACUCUUACCCUUGUGCACGCCCCACCCACCACAUGUUUGAACUAUGGUCACCACCCCAACCCCCAAGUUUCACGCUUUCCUCAAAAGGGCUUUUCCGAAAUCACCAACUUCAUUGUUGGGAAAGCCCUUCACGCGUUUUGCGUGAAGGGUGUCAUCCCACUAGGCACAUUCCAAGCAAACACCUUGAUCAGCAUGUACUCCAAGUUUGGCAGCAUUAAGCACGCGCAGCACGUGUUUGAUAAAAUGCCUGAGAGAAACGAAGCUUCUUGGAAUAACAUGAUGUCAGGGUUUGUUAGAGUUGGUGGGUACUAUCAAGCAAUGGAACUCUUUAUUCACAUGCUUGGACAUGGUGUCAAGCCAAGCAGUUUUGCGGUUGCUAGUUUGGUUACUGCUUGUGAUAGGUCAGGGUGCAUGGCUGAAGGGGCACUUCAGGUGCAUGCCCAUGUGAUCAAAUGCUGUUUGGUGUGCGACGUGUUUGUUGCCACUAGCUUGCUGCACUUUUAUGGCACGUGUGGUCGGGUUUCUGAGGUUGACAUGCUCUUUGAGGAGAUUGAGGAGCCUAAUAUAGUGUCCUGGACUUCUUUGAUGGUUAGUUAUGCUUAUAAUGGGUGUGUGAAGGAGGUUCUGAAUGUUUAUCAGCGUUUGAGGCGCGAUGGGGUGUGUUGUAAUGAAAAUGCAAUGGCUACGGUUGUUAGGUCUUGUGGAGUGGUUGGAGAUAAAAGAAUGGGUUAUCAGGUGCUAGGUAGUGUGAUCAAAUCUGGAUUGGACACUAGUGUGUCUGUGGCGAACUCCCUUGUUUCCAUGUUUGGUAAUUAUGAUAGCAUAGAGGAGGCGUCGUGUGUGUUUGAUGACAUGAAGGAACGAGACACUAUUUCGUGGAAUUCGAUAAUUACUGCAUGUGUACAUACUGGUCAUUGUGAAGAAUCUCUAGAGUACUUUGCUCAGAUGCGUCGUACUCAUGCAAAAACAGAUUAUAUUACUAUUUCAGCCCUGUUACCUGUAUGUGGCUCUGCACAAAAUUUGAGGUGGGGAAGGGGACUUCAUGGCGUGGUUGUAAAGUCUGGACUGGAAUCAAAUGUUUGCGUAUGCAAUAGUCUUCUAAGCAUGUAUUCUCAGGCCAGAAAAUCUGAGGAUGCAGAGUUUGUAUUUCGUACAAUGCCAGACAGAGAUUUAAUUUCGUGGAAUUCCAUGAUGACAAGCCAUGUUGAGAAUGAAAAGUAUCCAAGAGCCAUUCAACUUUUGGUUGAGAUGCUUCAAACAAGAAAGGCGAUGAACUAUGUAACUUUCACUACUGCAUUAUCUGCCUGCUAUAAUUUAGAAAAAUUAAAGAUUGUUCAUGCCUUUGUAAUUCUUCUUGAUCUCCAUCACAAUUUGGUCGUUGGUAACGCAUUGGUCACCAUGUAUGCGAAAUUUGGUUCCAUGGCUGAGGCACAACGGGUGUGCAAAAUUAUGCCCGAGAGAGAUGUAGUAACUUGGAAUGCACUAAUAGGUGGACAUGCUGAUAACAAAGAACCUAAUGCAGCAAUUGAAGCUUUCAAUUCUUUGAGACAAGAAGGUGUGCCUGUAAACUACAUUACUAUUGUUAAUCUACUCGGUGCUUGUUUGUCUCCUAAUGACCUUUUAAAACAUGGAAUGCCUAUCCAUGCACAUAUAGUUGUAGCAGGCUUUGAAUCAGAUACAUUUGUUCAAAGCUCCCUAAUUACAAUGUAUGCCCAGUGUGGUGAUCUUAAUACAAGUAACUAUAUUUUUGAUGUAUUAGCUAAUAAGAAUUCUAGUACUUGGAAUGCCAUUAUUUCCGCAAAUGCUCAUUACGGGCCCGGUGAGGAGGCACUACAACUUAUAGUAAAGAUGAGGAAUGAUGGGGUUCAUUUAGAUCAGUUUAGCUUCUCAGUAGCUCUUUCCAUUAUUGGUAACUUAACUUUACUGGAUGAAGGUCAGCAGCUUCAUAGCUUGAUUAUUAAACUUGGGCUUGAGUCAAAUGAUUAUGUUUUAAAUGCAACAAUGGAUAUGUAUGGAAAAUGUGGGGAAAUUGAUUGUGUGUUUAAAAUCCUUCCCCGACCGAGAAGCAGGUCACAGAGGUCUUGGAACAUUUUAAUAUCAGCAUUAGCUAGGCAUGGUUUUUUCCAACAGGCAAAGGAAGCCUUCAAUGAGAUGCUUGAUCUGGGACUGAGACCUGACCAUGUCACUUUUGUUUCACUUUUGUCUGCAUGCAGCCAUGGUGGUUUGGUGGACGAGGGCCUUGCAUACUUCUCUUCGAUGUCUACUGAAUUCGGCGUCCCCAUUGGAAUAGAGCAUUGUGUAUGCAUAAUUGACCUUCUGGGGCGAGCAGGAAGGCUUGCUGAGGCUGAAACUUUCAUUAACAAGAUGCCAGUUCCACCAAAUGACCUAGUGUGGCGUAGCCUGUUGGCUGCUUGUAAAAUACAUGGCAAUUUGGAGCUUGCGAGGAAGGCUGCUGACCAUCUUUUCGAGCUGGAUUCAUCCGACGAUUCGGCCUAUGUUCUUUAUUCAAAUGUCUGUGCAUCAACUAGAAGGUGGAGAGAUGUGGAGAAUGUGAGGAAGCAAAUGGAAUCACACAAUAUAAAGAAGAAACCUGCCUGUAGUUGGAUCAAGUUGAAAAACCAGGUUACUACUUUCGGAAUGGGAGACCAGUAUCAUCCACAAAAUGCACAAAUCUAUGCAAAGUUGGAAGAGCUCAAAAAGAUUAUUAGAGAGGCAGGCUAUGUGCCUGACACAAGCUAUUCCUUGCAAGAUACAGAUGAAGAACAGAAGGAGCAUAAUCUUUGGAACCAUAGUGAGAGAAUUGCCCUUGCAUUUGGGUUGAUCAACAGUUCCGAAGGCUCGCCUCUUAGAAUUUUUAAGAAUCUCCGCGUCUGUGGUGAUUGUCACUCUGUUUUCAAGAUGGUAAGUAAAAUAAUUGGCAGGAAAAUCAUAUUAAGGGAUGCAUACCGGUUUCAUCAUUUCAGUAGUGGCAAGUGUUCCUGUUCAGACUAUUGGUAGUGGAUUGGAUUUUGUUAGAUUAACUAGUUGAAAAAUGUUAUAAAGCAAUUUAAUAAGGUUUAAUUUUUACCUACCAAAAAAAAAAGGUUUAAUUUU
Cajanus cajan (pigeon pea) is the source of this 3301-nucleotide messenger RNA. Its product is annotated as Tetratricopeptide repeat (TPR)-like superfamily protein. The record is from RefSeq and is a predicted model, not a curated record. Gene Ontology annotation, cellular component: intracellular membrane-bounded organelle. Lineage: Eukaryota; Viridiplantae; Streptophyta; Magnoliopsida; Fabales; Fabaceae. Gene Ontology annotation, molecular function: protein binding; zinc ion binding; RNA binding. Gene Ontology annotation, biological process: RNA modification.